Messenger RNA from Pelmatolapia mariae (spotted tilapia), 3931 nucleotides. RefSeq names its product coiled-coil domain containing 125 (gene ccdc125). Bases 210 to 1631 code for a protein of 473 amino acids. NCBI's taxonomy places the organism in Eukaryota, Metazoa, Chordata, Actinopteri, Cichliformes, Cichlidae. Gene Ontology annotation, cellular component: cytoplasm. Gene Ontology annotation, biological process: negative regulation of cell motility; negative regulation of Rho protein signal transduction. The record is from RefSeq and is a predicted model, not a curated record. The transcript has 12 exons.
GUUCAGACGCGGUUGGUCGCUGCUGGGCGAAAAGCUGUUUUUGGACUUCUGAAUGUGUAUUUUUACUUUCUUUUUUCCGUCUCCGCGCUAACUUCGCAGGUUUCACUCUGAAACUAAAGUUUCAUUAAAACAGAUCUUCAUCCGGGUCGGAGCAGACUCAAAAGCUUACCUUUGUCUCAGGUUUGCAGUUUAGCUGGGACCUUUUUCAGAUGGAGGAGCUCAGUGAGGACUGCAGCUUGAAUGAUGAUAUGGUGGAUGGGGACCUGGGUGAUGGGAUAGGAGUCACAACAGCACUCAGCUCCACUAGGAUGAAGAGUGAAAGAGCGAGCGGUCGCUCAGAGAGUCGGCUGCUCAGAACAGACCCGCUGCAGUGCAGCAGUCGAGCAGGAGAGGCCGCCUGGAUUCCUACAAUAAAAACUGCAGAGACACAGCAGAGAGCCCAGCGGGAGCUGUCAUACUUUGGCUCACUCGUUGACCUGUCUAAAGAUGAACUCAAGGAAAGACUACAGGAAGCAACUAAGAUGAUAGAUGUACUAUGCUGUGAGCUUGAUGUAGCACACCGUUACUUUGAAGGAAAAUAUGAAGCUCUGAAGAUUCUGCAAGGCAAGGCCAUUCUUGACAAAGCAACAAGUCACACUAAAAGUGUGCUGCAGAAAACUGAGGAGAAAGCCAAAGCACUCGAGAAGGAGGUGAACAGUUUGCAGUGGGAGCUCAGCUUUUCUCAGGCUCAGAUGAAGAAAUCUGAGCAGUCCUGGGAGCACAAGUUCAACAGAAUGUCAAGUGAGAACAAGAUUCUGACUGACAAGUUGCAGGAAAUGGAGAGUGAGAGCCAGCAGCUCCGAGCAGAAAACUCUGCCUUGAAGCGACAGUACUUGGAACUUCUCUCCAUGCUGAAUGUGAAGGAGCAGAGAAUUUACCAAGCCACCAAACCUCAGUACAGCCUAGACACCGAGUCAGGUGUUCUGGAGUUGACUGUACUGGGAGCCUGCCAGUGUGUGUUUGAUACUGAACCAUGUCCAUGUAGUCGGACUGCUGCUGCCAGCAGGAAGCAGUUGGUCCAGUUACAACAGGAGCUGGAUGCUCAGCGUUUAAGGAAAGAAGAGGCCUUGAUGGUUGCAGAUGCUUUUCGCAUCGCCUUUGAACAACAGCUGAGGAAGCGAAGUGAGGAGUUCCUGCUCGUAGCCGAGGCCAAUAUUAAGAAAUCAAAUCACUCUAAAGCUGAAGGUGCCAACAAGAGUUCUUUAAUAAGUGUAAGUAAGAGGCUGAAGGCAUUGCUCCCCUCUGGUCUGGAGAUGAAAAUGCCUGAUGAACAUUUAGAGACUCUCUACAAGCUGCUGGACUUGCUGAAUGACAAGGAGGAGGCCCUGGCCCACCAGAGGAAGGUGAGCAUCAUGCUAGCCCACAGCGCUGAGGAGCUGCAGAGACAGUUGCAUCUGGGUUCCAGUUGCCAGCUGCAGGACCCACCAGAACCCAGGAUUCAACAGAGGCAACCCCAAGGUCCACUGGAGAACCAGAGCCAGUCUCAGAAAACAUCUGAGACAUCAGAACCUGAGGUUCAAGUGUCAUCAGAGUGCAAACUCCACAGUCCACCACAUCUCUCCGAGUCCAGGACAGAAUCAGAGGGUGUGUGAGGCUCAUCAAAGACUAGCAGUAAGAUACUGGCUAAUUACAGGAGCUUCAGCCAGUUAUCGUCCUGAUCUCCCCACAUGAGGAAAUACACUGAGGGUUCUGUCCGAGCACUCAGGCUUUACUCUGAAGUCCCAAACUGUGACAGGUUCAUUUGUGACCUGUCCAGAAUAUACCCCAGUCCUAUCAUGGCUGGAGUUGCAUUAUAUGUUGCAUUGCAUGUUUAUCCGAUAUUAUAAUUUUAUCUUAGUCUGUAAAAUCAAUUGCUUACACAACACAUAACACAACAUCAGCUCUUUGCAAGCAUUUGAAACCAAGGCUAGCGACGGCCCAGAGUGACGUUAAUGUCUCCUAAGCAAAGCUUUGCCAUCCCAGCCAGGCAGGCAGUCUGAUUAUCAACCUGACUGUUAUGCAGUCAGCCUCAUAGAGCUGUGGACUAAGAUAGACAAAAGUACUGGGCUACCUCGUUGCCUUUGAAUUCAGGUGUUUAAUUCCAGAUCUUAGCCACGCCCUCUGCCUUUAUAUUUCAUCCUAGAGUCUUUCUCACUGAAUUUGAGGGUGAUACUGUAAGGUUUGAUCCAUGAUCAGGGGCUUUGUGAAAUUUCUUCCUCCUAAAUGUUCUCUAAUCAGCUGUGAGUUGUGUAAUUGCAGAGUGAAAGUGGAACCACACAGUCAUGAAAUGACAGCAUGCAGGAAGUUACAGAGCAGGUUCAGCGAGUGCUGCGAUGCAUACUGUGUAAACGUUGCUGUGUCAGUGACUCGUGAGCUCUCCUGGCAUGCAUAUAAACAACAUGCCAGGAGUGUAAAGGCACACAGCUGCUGUAGGUGUGACAUGUAAGCUCUGUACUGUUGUCCAUACACUUUGCAUCUGUACAGAUUCUAAAGCAUGCUGUGGCUUCUCCUCUGCUGACAGACAAAGGUCUGCUGGGAAACACUCAGUCCUGCUCACCAACUCACCACUCACCAACUACUUAAGCAUUGUUGUACAGACCAUGUAUCAACAAGCUUGAGGUGUUGGCUUGGCUUCCAAAGUCCCCACAUCCCGAUCCAGUCGAGCGUCCCUGAACUACAGAUCAGGGAUCUAGUCCAUGCCUCGACAGGACAGGCAGCUACAGAGAGGCACCAACACAGUAUGAGGCAGGUGGUUCAAACCUGAUCAGUGUAGGUUAAAGCACUGACAACAAACAAGUAAAAUGAACAUACAUGAAAACGAUUAUGAUUGGCAGGUGAGAUCUGGACUUUGGCUGAUUGUUAUUCCUACAAUUGAAAACAGGUGUUUGGGUUGCUGGAUCACCUGUUCAGGUGAAGGACAGGUUUUAUGUUUUUAAUCUGGAAGAUUACGUCUGUCGUUUAACCUGAAACUGCUGUCACUCCUACAAAUCCUGCAAGCUGCAGCUCAGGAAGUAACCAGCAGAGGGCAGUGUUUGCGUGUGAGUCGUGUCUCUGUGCACUCAUGGCUGUGGUACCUGCAGGUUCCAGCUUUGUGUCACUGAGCUAACACUGUGUUAUUUUAGUGCUGUUGGACAUUUCUGUUCAUCUUUACAAAAUAUGAGAACUGUAACCCUGAGAUAUCGACGUUAUAGUUUAAUUUAAUGCAAAGAGACAAUCGUUUAUAAGGUGGAUUUCUAAACUAAAAAACAGUCAAAAUGUUUUUAUUAUAGUUUCCAAAAACGAUAAGUGAACCAUGUGAUACUCAACCACAGAUGUUUGUUCAUGACAGCAUGAACAUGUCGUUUAGUACCUCAUCAUGGUGCCACGUACCCGUUGAGGUACCCGUCACUACACCAGAAUAACAGCUGACUCUGCCCGUUUCAUUGGUUUUUUUAAAUUUAUAUUUAUACCACACUCUCUCUUCUCCAAAGGAAAGAGGAGUUACAGCCCUGGAUUUCUCAUCAUUUCUCAAACUGCUUCACUGAUUUCUCAGUUUUGCUGAUAUCGACUUGCACAUACUUCAGUAUACACCAGUACAAACUGACUUUGUGGAUUUUAACCAUUUAAACAUGUGAAGUUGACUGUUUUUACAUUUGUAUGAAGUAUACAUGUCUUCACAAAGAGCGCGGUGGAGUGAUUUUCAGAGAAAAUGUCUCAGCUUUGAAAUUAAUUACUGUUAAAGUAAAACUUUGAAGGACUGGAGAACGAGCAGUGUAACCUGUAAUCUCCAAAUCUGUAUUAAAAUGAUUUGAGCAGAGAAAGAAUCACAGAAGUCCAUAAAAAGACCUGCAUGGGUUAGAACUUUGACCAAACAUCUUUCACACAUGGUGAUAUGAACCUCGUGCAAAAGAUGUUUUAUGUAUAAAUAUGUAUG